CUCCAUGCUCUAUAUGAAUACACGGAGGGAGAGAGUAACUCAUCGUCGGAGGCAGAAAUGGAGGCGGCGUCCGAGGGGGAGUCUCGAGCCAUUGCUUUCGGUGAACAGCAGGAGGCUCUCGUGGUGAGGUCAUGGAAUGCGAUGAGGAAGGUCGCAGCUGAUGUUGCACUGAAGUUCUUCUUGAGGGUCUUCGAGAUCCAACCUUCAGCCGCUCGACUCUUCUCCUUCCUGCGCGACUCCAAAGUGCCGCUCGACAAGAACCCAAAGCUCAAAUCCCAUGCCAUGUCUGUGUUCACCAUGGUGUGCGAGUCUGCGACACAGCUGAGGAAGAAAGGCAAGGUUUCGGUGAGAGAGACGACGUCGAAGAAGUUGGCGGGCACUCAUCUCAAGGCUGGCGUCGUCGAUAAACAUUUCGAGGCGGUGAGGUCUGCGUUGUUGGAUACCAUAAAGCACGCAGUUCCGGAGAUGUGGUGCCCUGAAAUGAGUGCUGCCUGGGGAGAAGCCUACGACCACUUGGCUGCAGCUUUAAAGGAAGAGAUGAGGCUUCUCACUUCUUCUUCCUAAGAAGUGGUAGCUUUGUCCAUCCUC
Molecule: messenger RNA, 588 nt
Organism: Musa acuminata AAA Group (dessert banana)
Lineage: Eukaryota; Viridiplantae; Streptophyta; Magnoliopsida; Zingiberales; Musaceae
Product: non-symbiotic hemoglobin 1-like
Exons: 4
Coding region: 58-564 (168 amino acids)
Molecular function (GO): heme binding; oxygen binding
Source: RefSeq, a predicted model, not a curated record